AUGCCCUGCAAGGCGCUCGCCCUCUGCCUCCUGGCGCUCCUGGCGCUCUCCUCCGCUUGCUACAUCCAGAACUGCCCCAUCGGGGGCAAGCGCGCCGUGCUGGACAUGGACAUCAGGAAGUGCCUGCCCUGCGGUCCCAGGAACAAGGGCCACUGCUUCGGUCCCAACAUCUGCUGCGGAGAGGAGCUGGGCUGCUACUUGGGCACCUCCGAAACGCUGCGGUGCCAGGAAGAGAACUUCCUGCCGACGCCGUGCGAGUCCGGCCGGAAAGCGUGCGGCAGCAACGGAGGGAGCUGCGCGGCCGCCGGCAUCUGCUGCAGCCACGAGGGCUGCGUGUUUGACUCAUCUUGCGACCAAGAAGGGCUCUUUCCAUAGCCCAGCCCGACCACAGGACAGCRAAGGCUUCCCAGGACCCGCCACCUUGUCCGAGUCCCACAUCCAACAGACAGAGCAAGUCCCGUGACUCAAAUUUAAG
This is a messenger RNA of Nothoprocta perdicaria, 475 nucleotides long. Its product is annotated as neurophysin 1. The record is from RefSeq and is a predicted model, not a curated record. The transcript is spliced from 3 exons. Bases 1 to 375 code for a protein of 124 amino acids. Gene Ontology annotation, cellular component: secretory granule; extracellular region. Lineage: Eukaryota; Metazoa; Chordata; Aves; Tinamiformes; Tinamidae. Gene Ontology annotation, molecular function: neurohypophyseal hormone activity.